Messenger RNA from Harpia harpyja (harpy eagle), 6712 nucleotides. RefSeq names its product crystallin beta B3 (gene CRYBB3). The transcript has 5 exons. The record is from RefSeq and is a predicted model, not a curated record. Lineage: Eukaryota; Metazoa; Chordata; Aves; Accipitriformes; Accipitridae. Gene Ontology annotation, molecular function: structural constituent of eye lens. The coding region runs from base 5906 to 6541 and encodes 211 amino acids. Gene Ontology annotation, biological process: visual perception; lens development in camera-type eye.
CUUUAUAUAAUUCUAUAUUUUAAUUCCAAAUAAUGCUGCUUGAAUUUCUUAAGCUUUUACUUUUGUUGCCACAUACUUAUUUUUUGCUGUUAAUACGAGAUGGGAGUGAGCUCUUAGCUUCAGCACUUUCUUCAGGUAUGCUUUUUCAUUAAAUACUGGAACCUGCCUUGGAGCAUGUUUCAACUCUUGUCCUAACAGUGUCUGAGUAAUAACAAACGUCAUGGAGAUGGUGGCACUCCCCAUGGAGUGCAGAGCCCUCAUCCCUUCCAUUACAGCUUCUCAGCUUUUUUUGCUUGCUUAAAAAGCUGCAUCAGUAGAGUAUUUUUUUUUUUAAAGUGGAAGUACAUGGUUUGUGGAAUUUAGAAAUACUUCUUUUCUGAUUGCACUUCUGUCAUUGUUACCAGGAAUCCUCCCUCCAUCUUAGUUUGUCAAUUGGGGAUUUACACAGCCAUUCUGUUUCUUUUUCUUGGAAUCCCCAGUUGUGGAUUUCUUCCUUCUUAUUUUUCUGUUUGCAAAUUCACCUUUUUAAGAUCUGUGUAGCUUUAAUUUGAGUCCUUAGCUGUUCAGAGUCUUGCUGCUUUGGUUUUACUUCCUGUAGAGAAAGAGGCAACAUUUCUGUUCUUCAGCCUUUGAAGUCUGGAACCUUUAUAAAAAGUGGCCCUGUAGGAAUUCACCCCCCCACACCUUUUUGCUUGCAAAAAGGUUUGUUUCACUCUGUUACUUGUUUGCAAACAAUUAUUGGCAAACUGUUAAAUGCACCCUGGGUCACAUUUAUAAAUGCAAAGUGUUAAUCGGCCAUUUCGUCUGGCACACCAGCAUCAGUUAGUUUAUAACCUUUAAUACGUGUGCAAACACACUGAAAUAUGCCUCCUGUCCUAGGUAUUAAACUGAUGUGGUUUGAUAUUAAGGUGUUAAAUGGAGAGCUGAUACACCAAAACAGCUUAGUGGGGAUCAGGGCAGUUCUAAGACAAAUAUCAUAUAAAUAGUUUAAAUACAAUGCUUUAAAAGUCUGUGCUUCAGUAAAAGGCACUUCCGCCUCUAACGCCUUUUCCCCUUACUAUGAAAAAAAACCUGGUGCUGAUGCUACAGUAUUAUUGCCCUUAGUGUUCCUGCGUGUAGGAAGCAAGAGAACUUUGGCAGACAUUUAACUGGAUCCUCGGGAGCCAGAGGAACUGCAUAUCCAGAACUCCUGUGGUCCCAGCCCACGUGUUCUGUGUGUGUGGUACCCGGAAUGCGGUCAGAGUGAAUCCACGGAGGAAAGCAGGAUUGCCAGCAGGGAGUAGGCUGUGUCUGGUUUGUGAAAAAUUGUAAAGUCAGCUGAAUGUGGUAUUUUGGGAGAUGGCAGCAUGUUGCACACAUGGUGUGGUGGAAGGGCUUUGCUGAUCCCUUACUGCAGAUACCCAACUUUGAACAGUAAAACCACGCUUUCUCCUGGGAUGGUUUGUUGUGCUGGGAGAUGGGGUGGGUGUUUCAGCACGCUGCCAUGCAGCGUGGCUCUUCCACAGAAGGUGCAUCCAGGUACAGAAGCUCCUGGAGCCGUGUUUUCAGCCCUGUUACUGCAGUUGUCAAGCCAGCCACAGCGAAUGAAACAAACUGUUCCAGUAAAAGCAUAGUGUUGUUGCCAUAACUGUGCUUGCACGAAGAAGAUGCUGUUGGCCAGAGAUUGCCAUCUUCCCCUUCUUGAAGGACACUUGUGCAAGCCCGUCGUGUAGAUGCAGCAAAGCAGCCUGCAGCCCACGCCGGGUCCCAAGGUGUGAAGGGUGCAUUGAAUAAGUCGCCCCAGCCGCUGCCUCUGGGGUGAGUGCCAGAGGUGGAGGUCUUGCUGUCCUCAAAUAGAAAUGUUGUGAUGGAAAAGCAUGUUUGUUUUCUCAUUAACUUGAGGUCUGCACUCAUGAGAGCUAUCGGUUGUUGUUUUUCCUAGAUCUUCAUGUGAAUUAGAGGAACAAAGGUGGGCUUUUUGGGAGGACAGGGCUUUGGGGGCAGAAACUAGCCCUCCGUGGAGCUUUACCAUGGAUUUGGGGAUACAGUGUUCUGAGGCCUGUCAGCUGGGGCCGCAGCAGUGUCCAGGAACCUCUGGUCCAGCCUAGUUUUGCCUGCACUGGUACGUGUGGAGGGUGAAUGGUGGGCAUCCUUUCUGAGGGGGUGUUAGAUGGAGCGGGUUGUGGAGAGCACUGUUCCUCAGCACGCUUGGCCGCCCGUCUCCCCUCUCCCCCUCCUGUGGCCAUCCUCUUGGCUCAAAGUGUUCUUGCAAAAAUACAUCUGAAAUAACUUUUGGUUCCUCUGGUGGGAUUGGAGAAGGAGAGAAAAAGGUCUAAUGGCUUACGGGUUUUUCUCUUUCCAUAUUAAUCAUGAUGAUAUCAAGCCUGUUUUUAAAGGACUUAUUGUAUAGAUUAAAAUUUUAUAUCAUCCCACAUAGCCUUAUAGAAUAUGUAAAUAUGGGUCACAUAAUAAAUAUAUUGUGCUACAGAAAAUAUUUUGCACUACGUAGUUUCCUAAGUAAUAAAGAUAUUCUGGCUGUUGUGUAUUGUACUGUACAAUUCCCAUUCAAGUUUAGCUUUACCAGAUACUAAGAAAAAAACCUAUUUUCUAACACUAUACUGUAAGCAUUUCUCAAAGGGAUUUAAGAGGCUGACAGCAAAAGGAAAUUGAGUUCUGUUAGGAAGACAAAUCAAUGAGAUCUAGUGCCCCUUCUGUCACGUUUUUGCAAUUGCCUUAUCAAUGUGCAAGCUCUGUGAGUUUGGGAAAGGAACAUUCACAGGCACUGCAGCAACUACAGAGCUAAGUGGAAUGGGGACGCUGGCAAGGAACGGACUGGUAAGAAAAAUGCUGUAUUUCUCAUCUGUUGAAAACAGAUGCUAUUGCGUUUGGCAAAAGAGACAAUCCAUUCCAUGCUCUCCUUUGAGUCCCCCUUCUGUACAGAAGUGAUUAUCUAUUUCACAGCCAAGCAGUUUCAUAUUCAAAGAAAAGAUGCAAAUGCAAAAAGGAACUGCAAUAAAAACGGACUAUAUCAAACCGCUUUCCAUGCCAGGGUCUUUGUAGGUACCGAAUGUUGUUUGACUAGUGACAGCAAAUGCUACUACUGAGCUGCACUGCACUGCCAGUUGCACAUCAUGUUUAGCGUUGCAUUGCUAAGACCCUUAUCCCACCCCCCUCGACUCACGCUUGUCAGAGCUGUGCAGCAUCGCACAGGCGGGCUCCGACAGGGAAGGCAAAUCUCCUUUGGAGGUGAUUUGUCUCGUCCGUCAUCAGAAGCGGCAGCAGCGGGCAGCAGUGAAAAAGAGUCUGUUGGAGCGCAGUGCUAUGCCAGACCCUGUGUGGAUCGUCUCUGUUGUACUGUGCUUGGUGCAUCCCCCCCGGGGGCUGAGCCUCCCCAGGAAAGCCACCCGCUUGGCCGUACAUAGGUGAUGGGAUGGGGAUGAAGAGCCUUGCCAUAAACAGCUCUAAUGUGUGGUAUGAUACAGCAAACUGCAGCAGAGAGCUCCAUCUGGGUGCUGUCGUGGACGGGACGAUUUUCCGGCCAUCUGCCAAUUAGGCAAACUUCAAGUUUGUCUAGCCUGGCCAAGUGGAGUAGCUUUUUGGCAAUUUUGGUAAAUGUUUCAUGUGUGGUUCUUAGUUUCAAGAUGAGAUGCUAUCCUGGUUUCGGCUGGGAUAGAGUUAAUUUUCUUCCUAGUAGCUGGUACAGUGUUAUGUCUUGGGUUCAGUAUGAGAAGAAUGUUGAUAACACACUGAUGUUUUCAGUUGUUGCUCAGUAGUGUUUAGACCAAGUCAAGGAUUUUUCAGCUUCUCAUGCCCAGCCAGCGAGAAGGCUGGAGGGGCACAAGAAGUUGGGAGGGGACACAGCCGGGACAGCUGACCCAAACUGGCCAAAGGGCUAUUCCAUACCAUGUGACAUCAUGCCCAGUAUAUAAACUGGGGGGAGUUGGCCUGGGGUGGGGAUCGCUGCUCGGGAGCUAACUGGGCAUCAGUUGGCAAGUGGUGAGCGAUUGCAUUGUGCAUCACUUGUUUUGUGUGUUCCAGUCCUUUUAUUAUCAUUGUCAUUUUAUGAUUGUUGUUGCUAUCGUUACUGGUUUCUUCCUUUCUGUUCUGUUGGCCCGUUCUUGUCUCAAGCCAUGAGUUUUAUCUUUUUCCUUCCGAUUCUCUCCCACUGGGUGGGGGGGGAGUGAGCGAGCGGCUGCGUGGUGCUCGGUUACUGGCUGGGGUUAAACCAUGACAGACAUGCUCAGAGCAGGUACAAAACCCUGCAAGAGCAGCAGUAAAUGGAGAUGUGUGCAGUUGAACGUAGCUUAGUGUUCCCUGAAGAAGAGGGAAUUGGGCCCACUACCAGCAAAGUAAAACGCUCUCAGCUUGGCAUCUGGUGUGGAAAGGCUGCGCUUUCCCCCUGUUAGAUUCUGCUUUACCUGCAAAGAUGGAUGAAUCCGUGUACGAGGCACUCGGCUCCCAAAAGACCCUGUUACACGCCCCAGGGCAGCGUGCAUGCAGGCGUGCUCCCGGCAGACGUGCAGGGUGGGCAGAUGGACCGGGGUGCAAAGAAGGAAAAGGGGCUGGAUGCAGAUGACCCCCACCAGGAAGGUUAAAGCUGAAGGAAGAACCCAAAUCUUGAGUGCCAGCCCUGCUCUCUGGUACCAGCUGUCCCCAGCUUCCCUGCCGUGCUUCCAGCAGAGCUCCCAGGAGCUGACACCGACCCCACGUCCCGUCUUGCGUUCGAGCCCAAACAAGCUGUAAAUAUUUUGCACGGUUUUUUUUGCUUUGCGCUGGGCUUGGUUUCUAGGCUAAACCCUCCUGUUAACUGCUGAUGGGAGAGUUUUCCAGAGAAGCUGGCAAGAAGCAGCGUGAACGUGCUGAUGUGAAUUUCAACGUUAAUCUUCUGUAAAUCGAGUGGCACAUUUUUAAGGGACGGCCGGGAGAAAUCUGAAUAACGUUUCCAUAGCACGCUGCGAGCCCGCGCUAUUGAGAUGAAAUCUCAUGGAUGGAAUUCAGUAGACGCAGCUGCUGUAUCAGCGUCCAAAUAAUGUGCUGUUCUGUUCAGAAGCAACCCAUAAAUAGCAGGGCCGCCUGCGCCGGCCGGCAGAGCGGAACCACGCCGGGAGAGGUAGCGGCGGCACUGCUUGGACUGGAAGGGGCUUUAAAAAAGAAUUAGCAUGUCUGAGUCGAGGUCUCGCUAUAGCGAAUGUUUUGCUAAUGCUUGGCGAGAAGUGAUGCUGCAGGGUUUUGAUUAAGGACGCCGGUCAAACUCGGUUUCUUUUAUUAGUUUACUAUUAACCUCUCGACAACCCCUUGCGUUAGCAUGGCGAGAGCAGGCGGGGGAGGCGUGUUCGGCUGGGGUUUCCUAUUCGAAUAGGAACUUUGUGAGGUGUUCCUGGAGAGUGAGGAGGGGGCUCUUGCUGCUGUCCUACCAGCCAACUGCCUGGGGGUCUGAUGCCCCCCUGGGACGCUGGGCUGUGGGAGAAAGGGGGAGCCGCCAGAUUUACAUUAGUGGGGAAAGAUGUCAGCAGCUGGAAGCUGCAACCUGGCAAAUUCCUGCCGGAAGCAAAGGACAGGCUUUUAGACACGAAUUUAAUGAGCAACUGGGGGAACUGGCCAGGGUCAGAGAGGGAUCCUGUGUCACUUGGAAGAUGGCUUGGUUCCGUCAUGGGCUCUCUGGCCCCACGGUGAUGCCCGGGUGAGGAUGCAGGGCCCAUGUGCAGGAGGGAGAGGACGAUGGGUAACAGAGUGCUUCCGUUUAGCCUGGACAUCCCUGGGGAUUUACAGCUGCUGCAUUCGGGUGGAACUGUGUUAACUUUUGCUACCUGUUCCCAUGCCAGCUUCAUCUUUUCUAUUUUAUUAAGCACUUCAUAAUUUAAAGGCUGAUACCUCACAUAAAAGUGAUGCUGUUUUAACCUCUUACAGUUUGGGUUUUCCAGGCACAAUGACUGAGCAGCAAAGUCCCCCCGAGCAGAUGGCGACUGGGGAGGGUGCUGGCGAGCGAGGUGGCAAUUACAAGAUCACGAUCUACGAGCUGGAGAAUUUCCAGGGGAAGAAGUGUGAGCUGACAGAGGAGCUCCCUAACAUCACCGAGAAAGAGCUGGAGAAGGUGGGCUCCAUCCAGGUGGAGUCUGGCCCGUGGCUGGGCUUCGAGCGGCAAGCCUUCGCCGGCGAGCAGUUUGUGCUGGAGAAGGGGGACUACCCGCGCUGGGACUCCUGGUCCAACAGCCAUAACAGCGACAGCCUGAUGUCCAUCCGUCCCCUCCAGAUCGACAGCCCUGACCACAAGAUCCACCUCUUUGAGAACGCGGGCUACACCGGGCGGAAGAUGGAGAUCGUGGAUGAUGACGUCCCCAGCCUCUGGGCCCACGGCUUCCAGGACCGCGUGGCCAGCGUCAGGGCCCUGAAUGGAACGUGGGUGGGCUACGAGUACCCGGGGUACCGGGGCCGCCAGCACGUCUUCGAGAAAGGCGAGUACCGCCACUGGAAUGAGUGGGACGCCAACCAGCCCCUCAUCCAGUCCGUGCGCCGUGUGCGGGACCAGCAGUGGCACCAGCGGGGCUGCUUCGAGAACAGCUGAGGGAUGCCCCGGCCCCCCACUGCCCCCGCUGCCGCCCGUGCUGGGGACCGGCUGACGUGAUGCCGCCGGCUGAUGCCGUGACGUUGGUGUUUUUUUGUGCAAAAACCUUAAUAAAGCUCUGAGCUGGAGGCUGCUGGGGGCCUGCCCGGUCCUGGGCUGGGGUCAUGCUUG